Podospora anserina S mat+ is the source of this 1260-nucleotide messenger RNA. RefSeq lists its product as uncharacterized. Gene Ontology annotation, cellular component: SUMO activating enzyme complex; cytoplasm. Gene Ontology annotation, biological process: protein sumoylation. The record is from RefSeq and is a predicted model, not a curated record. Lineage: Eukaryota; Fungi; Ascomycota; Sordariomycetes; Sordariales; Podosporaceae. The annotation marks the transcript as partial. The transcript has 2 exons. Gene Ontology annotation, molecular function: SUMO activating enzyme activity.
GGACUGGCCACGAUGGAGGCUCCAACCUCCGAACCAGCCGGCAACCCCAAUGGCACUGGGAACACCCAGAAUCUCACAGUUCCUGUGAUGCAAGAGAACACCAAUGGAUCUGUUCCAGCACCCACCUCGACCAUAUCAAAUGGCAUCAGCGCAGAUGAAAUCGCCCUCUACGACCGACAAAUCCGCCUCUGGGGUCUCAAAGCCCAAGAAUCCAUCCGCAACGCCAACAUCCUCCUCAUAACAAUGAAAGCCCUCGCCAACGAAAUCGCCAAAAACCUCGUCCUAGCCGGCAUCAACUCCCUGACCCUCUGCGACCACUGCCCCGUCCUACCCUCCGACCUCACCUCCCAAUUCUUCCUCCCCUCUGACCGCUCCCCAGUCGGCACCAACCGCGCCAUCGCCGCUUCAACCAACAUUCAACGCCUUAACCCCCGCGUUAGUAUUAACAUCGACACCCUCGACAUCCGCCUCAAACCCCCUUCCUACUUCUCCGCCUUUGACAUCAUCAUCGCCACCGACCUCGACGCUCCCACCCUAAACCUAAUCAACACAGCCACCCGCCUCAACAACCGCAAAUUCUACGCGGCCGGCUCUCACGGGAUGUACGGGUUCUUGUUCUCGGACCUCAUCGAGCACAACUUCAUCAUCUCAAGAUCCAUCUCCAACGUCCCCACCGUGGUAGGACCGGAAUCCCCCACAAGAUCAAUCAUCUCCUCCAGCCCCGACCCCAACGACCCCAAAGUCGAAAACGUCACAAAACGAGAACUCUUUUCAACAUGGCUACUGGCUAGUUCCUCCCCCCUCCCAGCGGAAAUUCUCAAAUCCCCCCGCCGCAAAAAAGUGGUCACCCCUAUUUUGUCUUGUCUGCGAGGGCUCUGGGAGUUUGAAUCGCAGUUUGGCAUUCGGCCCAACCCGAAUGAUAAGGCGCAACUGGCGCAGUUUACGAUUUUGUGCGGGGAGCAGCACAAGGCGCUUGGGCUGCCGGCUGAGACGCUGAGGAGCGAGACGUUGAGGGCGUUUUUGCAGAAUAUUGGGGGGGAGGUCUCGCCUGUGGCGGCGGUGUUGGGGGGGCAGCUGGCGCAGGAUGUGAUUAAUGUGCUUGGGAGGACGCAGCAGCCGAUUCAGAACUUUGUGGUGUUUGAUGGGGAGAGGUCGGAGGCGGGGGUGUAUGCGUUGCAUCCGACCGAGGGGGAGUUGGGGAGGGGGUUGUUGCCUAUUAGUGGGGGGCAGCAACAGCAACAGCAGCAGCAGCAGCAGUAG